Molecule: messenger RNA, 8188 nt
Organism: Chroicocephalus ridibundus (black-headed gull)
Lineage: Eukaryota; Metazoa; Chordata; Aves; Charadriiformes; Laridae
Gene: TMEM192
Product: transmembrane protein 192
Exons: 6
Coding region: 76-894 (272 amino acids)
Cellular component (GO): lysosomal membrane; late endosome
Source: RefSeq, a predicted model, not a curated record
CCUGCGCCAGGCCAGGCGGCGGUCGGGCCGCUGGUUAAGUACAGGCGGGGCGGCGGUGUGGGGGGGCAAGCGGAGAUGGCGCUGACGGCGGGGGGGAGGCGGCGGCAGGACCUGGACAACGGUUCCUUGGAAAUAACACAGAGUUUGGAAGAUGAUCCCCUACUGGAUGCACCGCUUAUUUCGUCUCAUACACUGCAUUCCCAACUGAGGCCAAAAUUUCGUGCUAUCCCAGCAGUUCUCCUGGCCAAUUUUCUGUUGCUAAUACAUGUUGCUUUUGUUGUUCUAGCAUUUUUAGCAGCUAUGUUUUGUUCUUACCCCAAUCCAAAUCAGGAUAAGUGCCCUGGAAACUAUACUCACCCACUUAAAGUACAGACUGUCAUAAUCAUUGCAAAAGUAAUUCUGUGGAUUCUGCAUGUUUGUUUUGAACGAUAUGUCCAGCACCACCACAGUAAAGUCAGAAGCAGAGGUUACUUCUCAAUAUACCGAUCAACAAGACAUCUAAAAAGGCUUCCGCUGCUGAUACACUCCACAGGUAAUACAGCCCUGCUUUUGAUUCUGUCAACGCAGCAUUCCUUUCCUGAUCACAGUAAAGUGUACCUGUAUCUUAUCCUGGGAGUCCUGGGCCUGGAGCUGAUUAGCUCUCUGACAUGCUUAGUGAUUUACACAGUGAAAAUAAGCAACUUCAAUCGUGCGAAGCCAAGACCUGACAUAAUUGAAGAAGAAAAGAUGUAUGCCUACCCUAGCCACAUUACCUCAGAAGUUGGAUUCAGGGAAAAUUCAAGUUUAGAAGAGAUAGUUGAGAAGCAAGGAGAUGUAAUAGAGUAUCUUCAGCGACACAAUGCACUGCUCAGCAAGAGACUAUUGGCACUAACUUCUCAGCAAAUCAAAACUUAACAGCAUUUGGAAAACUGCUGCUGGAGCUCUGGAGGGAACAUGAGGUAACGUAAUAUCAAGACUGAUUUGUACAGAUGACACUUCUUCUAUCAUCUUUCACAUUUUGAAACAGAAGAUCAGCUGGAAGGAAGAGCUCUGCCUAUACUAUAAACCUGUUACAACUGGACCCUGGCUCUCUUCAAAUCAUCAGUUCAGAAAAAAAGUUCUGGAGUUUCAAGGAUUUUUAAUUCCUAAUAGGUUAAAGUUGGAUCUGAGGUAAUGGUUUAACUCUGUUCAGUUGUUACUAUUAUUUUGUACUGUUGUAACCGUUAAGCUUCCAACUACCAAAGUAUUUUAUAUUUCUAUAUACAAACAUUUUCUCUAGAAAAAUCUGACUUUGCAAAGGAUUUGUCUUCAGUUUCUAGUGCUGAAGCUGGGAGUAGGUGUGUUCUGUUACUGAAUCCCAUUACUUCCAGUGUUAGCGAUGGCGUACUUCAAUAAUCCUAUACAAAGUAGAUACUUGCUUUCUAGAUUGGUCUUCUUUUCUCCUCUGUCAAGAAAAGGAAUUAAACUGUUGCCUGUGCCAAUGGGGAAAUCUGGCAUCCAAUUUAGGAUUUAAAAAGUGGUGGGUGCCCCAAAAUGGCGAAUCUUGCAUAUAAGUGUGUUGUACAAAACAAUGUCAUGAUAAGCAAUUGAGCAGUUGUUUGGAAUUCUGCCUUUAAAACCUAUAAGAGGGAUCUUCAGGGAUGAUGACUUUCGUGCUACUAGGAGUCUGUGUCAGUGAAUAAUCAACAAGAUUCCUACUCUGCCAACUGGACUACCCUAAUGCAAAAAUACUUGAGUAAGCUUUUUCAUUGACCUGGUAACUAACUUGUGUUGAAUGGGUUUAAAGAUCCUGUUAAAGAUGCAUCAGUUACAGGCAUCCUUGCUCUUUACUUUGAUUCUUCAAAAAACGUCAGCGUCUUGAUUCAAAAGCUAAAACGGUGGAUGUGGGGAAGUGAAAAGCAGCAGAAGACGGAAAGGUCUUCUAGAAGUUGUAGAAACAUGAAUUUUUGGUCUCUUUCAUGGCUUUACUGGGAAGGCUGGUAAGAGAACCAUUCUGUUCUGGGUACUACUUUGUCUACCAAUGUAGACUAAGAAUUAUUUUAGAAGCCAGUACCUCUUUGUGGGGCGACAGGGUAACCACUAGUCAAAACUGGGAAGAAGGGUGUCUUGAGGAGUAGUCUUGUAGAUGAAUAUAAGAAAAACAAAAGAAAAUUAAUCCAUCCUACUCUGGUUCUAGGGCACAACUUUAGAAAAAAAACUAAACUGUUUAGUAUGCAACAAACAUGGGGGUUGUCUCAUUUAAAGGAAAACAAUAAAUAUUGGAGGUUUUGCUGCUAUCCAACACUAAACUGUUCUCCUUAACUGUUUUUUCUUGAAAAUGCAACUGGGAUUUUAUAGUAUACAUGUGAAGAAUACAAAUGUUUUUGGUUUUAGAACUUGGGUUUUGUUGUGAUUGUGUAUAUCAAUUUAUAUUUCUAUGAAGAGCAGUAAAAUGUGACUGUGAAGUUCAUGCACAAUAAAUGCAACUAAGGAAAGGUGUGAGUUCUGUCCUUUCUAAGCUCAUGUACAGCUGCUUAAGACUGUUCCAACAGGCAAUCUGUGCAGAUUUUCUGUUAUGCUGAGGUUUUCACAGCAUGGUUUUGGCACUUAAAACUAGCUAAAACCUAUGGCAAGGAUAGCUGUGCACUUGUUUUGAAGCUUCAAGUUUAGUUUUAUCCUCUUUCCUGGGUAAUGUUUUUCCAUUGCACUUCAGCCUUUCCCUGCUACUCCUGUUUCUCUCCAACAUAGAGGAAUCGGCUGCAUAAUGUGGCAGAACAACUUUACGGUAUUUUGAGGGCGUUGGUCAUGCCCUCCUCCUCUCCUUUGUGGCUGCUUAAGGUGAAACUUGGGAUUAACCAGCAGUAUUGCCUUCUGUGGAACAGGGCAAGUGCGGGUUGCCAUGUGUGAGCACGUGUUAUCUCAUGCCUUUCGUAAGUCAUAGCUCUGUAAGUACACAAAUGAUUAACAACUUGCAACAUAUCUUUAUCAUACCCACACUGUAUCUUGAUUUCUUCCUUAUCAUACCCACACCCUGUCUUGAAUUUCUUAGUAUAUUUAAGCUUCUGGGAAAAAAUGGCUUUUCACACUUGUACAGGCUCCAAAUAGGCGCCAGCCCUCCUCACUACUCUUCCGUGAACCCUUUCUAUGCUCCUUCUGUGCCGGGGCUAUGCAGAAGUGAUGAGGAGACGCCACCGGAACGGGGCAGGGACUGCAGGCCCCACUCGGUGUCAGCCCCAGCCCCUUUGCCGGCACCAGACAAGCCCCUGCCCCGCUUGGAGCCAAAUGUGCUCCCUGGCCCCACGCGUUCCGUCAGUGAUGCUGCUCCCCACGCUGCUGUGUGCUCGUUGUGAUGUCACUGCGCAAUGGCAUGGCAUGGCGUGAUGGGUGUUGGGGUUCCCCUAGGUGGGCUCGGGUCCUGCCAGUGCUGCCUGGUGCCAGGCACCCCUUCCCUGACCAAACUCAACAGUCCUCGGCGGUGGAGCCAGGCAAGGAGAUGCCAUGGGCAAAGCCGGUGCUGGAAAUGCAACACAAAAGGGGAAAUGACCACUGUUGUUUAAGCGAGAGGAAGCUCUGCUGUCACCACACUGCAUCUGGCAUGCCACAGCCCUGAAAUCAGAUGCUAAGUCCUAGUUUUUCUGGUUGUGCCGCACCUUGCUUAUCUUAACCUUACCCUCGGCCAGCAUAAGGCGUAGUGCUGGGCAUUGUGGUGGCUAAUGCCACCUAACCAGCUUUGGAGCAGCUCUUGGUCCACCACCAACAAUGUAGCUGCAGUAACUACCCCCACAGCAUCAGCACCUGUGUGCAGGCUGGACCUUCAUUGUUCAAAGUAAAAUCCAUAAUGUGCUGCACACCCAGUAAUUAGGGACAAAUUUCAGGAAAAAGAAUAAGUAUUGCCUAGGGAACAUAAUGGUUUCCACAUGAUCUGGUACGAUUCAUAGUGCUUUGCUGCAAACCAUUGCAGCCCUUUUCGGGCAUGGUGUGGCAAACCUGCACGUCAGCGAAUACAUGUGAAUCUGAAGAAAUUAGUGAUGUUCUUUAUGUAAUUACAGCUGCAUAAAUAUUUGCAGGUCCAUGGUCUUAAUUUGGUAAGCUCCAGUGGAUUCCAACCAGGACAGCAAGAAGAUAAUGAAAAAGGAAUGUUUCCUAACAUACGUUGCAACUGUACAUUAAAAAAAAAAAUUCUUUUUUUUAUUAUUAUUCAGUUUGUACCCCAAUAGCAUUUUGUUUCUGUAGAAAAACAACGUAUAUGUUUUUCAGAUUUGGGAAAACAAGUAUUUUAGACUACCUAAGAAACAUAAAAGAUUCAGAGUUGCCCAAAAAUUGUUCACGCUGUGGGUUUUUUAAUAAUUUCUAGAUGAAAUGUGCUAAAUAUUUUGUACACACUAGAGAAAAGACAUUGUGAUGAUCUUUUGUAAAUGCACUUCAUAUAUAAGGGAAAAACUGAGUCGAUAGUCGUGUUUUCUGUUUCUGAAUAGCAGUUCUAUAUAAACACUUCAGUAUUUCACCUUUGAAAGGAAAUCACCGAUUGCAAAAGAUUUUAGUGGGAUUUUCAUGCUUGAAGGUUCUGCGUGACUAUGCAGUUAAGCAGGCUUGCCCCGCUGAAGGUUGUUCUUAAACUAAAAAAGAAAGUGUCAAGGACCAGAGGCACUUGGGCGGACAACGAUCUAACCUCGAGGUAACUCAAGAGGCAUGAAAAAGCAUCCUCGCUGUUGGAAAGAGUUAGGCUUUUAGGCAUUAUUGCUAACUAAAGACAGUGCUGUUGGAGGGUUACCCACUUUGCACAAAUAUUUUGCAGCUUGAUCACUGUCAAGAAAGAUAAAAGCCAUCGACAGUAGUGAGAGAUCAGUAUGCUAAUUGUGCUUGUCUGACGACAGUCAAACAUUUGAAACUUAUGUACCAUACUACUGCUUCUGCUGAUUGAUGUUGAUAUAAAUCUUAUGUGACCCUUAGCAAAAUUUGGCUUUGCGUGUACAGAUAGUGAGAUAUUUAUAGCAUAUGUAUGUGGCGUAAGGGAAAUAUUUCCAGUCUUUAUUCUUCUAUAAUUUCCUUUCUUCCAUACUGGAAAGGGAAGAGGUGAAUUGUUUAUUAUCCUUCGGGAACACACUAAUCUGCUGUUUCUCACCGCAGCCUUACAUUUACCUCUGUUUCCUGUUGACCUGCCACUACGUCAUUUUGUAUUUCACUCUAAAAUAGCCAAUAUAAUUUAAAAGCCUUAAUGAAGCUGACUUUCACAUAAAAUCUAAAAUUUUCCUACGUAACUCUACAAGACAAGGAGUUAGUUCUGUUUCAGAAACUUGCGUUUUGUCUUUUUGAGGGCUGAGUUUGCCUUUGGAUCAAGUCUUCUGUUAGAUUGCCUCCGUGCAAACAUCGAUUCUGACGUUCAAUACACAACAAUUUGUAUUUGUACAAACUUCCUUUACAUGUACGCUCACACAUGCACACGGAGAGUUCAGUCAUCUCAGCUGUUGCAGCCUGUGUCCAAAUGCUUCAUGUUUAUGUAUGUAAUCACACCAUCGUCAUGCAGAACUGUUUUUACCAGAUGAAGUUUAUGUUGCGCCAAUCAAAUGAAAACGGGUAGUUUCAACAAAGUCAACGGCAAGUCCAGCUCAGCUGAAAACAAGGUCCUUUGAAGCCCUGCUGCCACUGAAGUUAAAUGUCAACAUAGCGUUGUGCUGUAGUAGCAUCACUCGGCCCCUUGAUUCUACUGUGCAAGAUCUCUAGCACUUAGAAAUUUAUUUACAGUAUCCAACUUUUAGUGGGAGAAGUUACUGCACAUUUUAUCUUCUGCUAUGCUUCAGACUACUUCUGAGCUCAUUUUUUUGUCCUGAAAUAAGGCCAUUUUCUUUAAUUUGUGAGAAUAUUCAGAUUUCAAGAUUUAACGCUCUGAGGCAAUUAAAAAUCUCGCUUGUUCUAGGCAUGAAGACAGUGCAUAAUCUGGGUUCUGCUGUAAUCCUAUCAAGGUAUCACGAUGUCAUGUUAGAGCGUGCUGUGAUUACAUCAACCAGGAGUUUUAAACUAAGUUCUUUCUGUGUGGCUUUUAUCAGAAUUUUGUAUUUUUAGAAAGAUAGAUAGAAAAUGUGAGGGAAAUGUUGACAGGAAUAACUACUAUUUAUUUGUGUCAGAAACUGAGUGAGAAAAAUUCUUAAGACACCGAUUCCAUAUGAACCCUCAGGGAAACAAGGCAAAUUACGCAUUUUCUUUAGAUACACUGCCUUUGAUAGCUGAAGAAUGUAAAUUUUGAAAUGCGUACAAAGUUUAUUUAAAAUGAGACAUUGUUAUUUGCAGGGCAUACUGUCUUUUUACAAAAUAUACAUUCAACCAGCUCAUUUAUAAAAAUAUCUAUCAAAGAUCACAAUCAAUGCCUUUUUCAGAGAAGAUUUUAUGGUAUCAGCAUGUCUAAAAAGAAUGGACAUUUAUAAUAAUUUUGUAGACUGACAAUGGGCUUCCUAGGACCCCUUUGGUACUUGUUUUAUUUAUUUUUACAUCUGUAAAGGAACAUGCAUAUAUAGCGCUCUGGUAGAUACAUUAUGUUUUUCUUACAAUUUUAUCAAAGUUAAUUGAAUAAUUAUGGUUAUAUAAAAUAUCCAGUGCCACACUAAAUCUGUAUACUCAUUUAUAAGACAUAACUGUUAAAUAGUUACUCUUCACCUUUGUUGCUUUCCCAUACUCUUUACCUGUACAGAGAUAGCCAUGGAACAUAUGAAAGCUAAGUUAAAUAAAUAAUUAACAAAUAAAAUUAGUGGUAGUAUGCCUCUAAUUUUCGAAAACUUUUUUUUCAAAACUCCAAAGGUUUACCUGCAGGGCUGUUUGUUGGUAUACACGAGUUUGACCAUCUUUUCAUGAUGGUUUUCUCAAACUCCAGAACAGGAUGUGAUGUUAAUUUUUUUCUAUACAGGGAAAACUGAAACUCCCCUUAAGCUCUGACUGUAUGAAUCUGAUUAAGGUUUCAAGUUCUUAGAGAUGGGAGGGUUACAUAUAGACACUAAUUAGAAAGUUUUGGCUAUCCAGUUUUCUUGAUUGCUGCUCUUUCACUUACUAGAAACUAUGUGUUGCAAGACAAAAUUCUAAUACUGGAUUUAAACCAUGACACUGCUGAUUUUCACUCAUCUUUAUACAAUUUACAAAAAAAGUUGACAUUUCAAGCCUAGUGCAAUGACUUAGAAAUCUGGGUAUGACUUAUUUUCAGAUUUCUUUUAGUUCUGCUAAUGAAAGGGCCAAGAUGUUUCCCUUUAUGUGUAGUUUGUAAUUUCUGCUGAUAUAAAAAGAGGGGAAACGUAUAUUUUUAAAAACAAAACGUAAAAUAAAAGCUCAAUGUAUUCCUGACCUCCAGUGCUGAAAAGAACAGCCUGUUUUCUGUUUGAAGUUCUCAUUCAUUGUAGUGCUCUGUUCCAAAUAUCCCAUUCAUUUAAUUACAGGAAUAGAGUACUACCUAACACUGAGGUUGACCAAACAAAGGUUUCUUUUCAAUGGUCUAUUUUUAUGCUCUAUUUAUAAUACUGUAGUGGGUAUUUUAGGAAAACUACUAUUAAGCAAAUAGGUCUAUAGUACUGAAUUUUCAAGUAUGCUUUAGCUGUCUGGUUUGGCAGCCUGGUUUAAGAAAACAAAUGACAAGCUUUGCAGUAACAGCUCAUUAGGCAGGAGGAUGGGCUUGACCUUAAGGCCCGACUUGAGAGCUCCGAGUUAUCAGUUUUGCAUGACCCUUGGCUAAUCUCUUAUCUCUGUGUGCUUCAAUUCUCUAUCUAUAGAACGAGGGAUAAUUCUCUCUCUGCUUUCUUAUAUUGUAAACUCUUACUAUACAUGAAGCCAGUAGGACCACUAGCGUGGUGCUGACUUUGGUACUAUUACAGUUAUACGUUCUACAUUAUUAUUAAGGUAAUUCCAUAAAGAUGUAAUGUUAGGUGUUAAAACAUAUAUGUAUAUAUUACGAAUAUAUAAAAGUAUAAAGCAAAAAUGGACUUCACGGUUCUGUGCUGGAGUCUGACAGUAUUUUACCCUAAAUACUGCCCUGCACACAGCCUGAAUUGAGUAGUCAACAGCAGGUCCAACUUCUCCCAGUCUGAAUAGAACAGACCAUUAAGAGUCCCCUUGGACAAAUCCUUCUUAAAUGCCACUGCAAAUCCAUCUCAGGCACCCGAUGUUUGAUUUGGUCUUUAACUUUCACUGGUCGUUACGAGACCCAAAGAAUUUAUACAGAAUGUUUCAAGCAGAUGAGCUUCAUGCACAUCCUCCC